Molecule: messenger RNA, 2600 nt
Organism: Microdochium trichocladiopsis
Lineage: Eukaryota; Fungi; Ascomycota; Sordariomycetes; Xylariales; Microdochiaceae
Product: dual specificity phosphatase
Exons: 3
Coding region: 261-2159 (632 amino acids)
Biological process (GO): regulation of exit from mitosis; protein dephosphorylation; positive regulation of cytokinesis
Cellular component (GO): centrosome; mitotic spindle midzone; spindle pole
Molecular function (GO): protein tyrosine/serine/threonine phosphatase activity; protein serine/threonine phosphatase activity
Source: RefSeq, a predicted model, not a curated record
CAAGAGCAUCUCGACCUGCGUCACCUCCGCACUUUCCCUUCUCCCUUCUGCCAGUCACUUCCUUCCGCCUCCGCCUGCAUCCGCCCCCUUGCCCAGCACUUGCGUUCAGCGACAUCCUCUGCUCAUGAUCCUUCCUGCCGUGGCCGCCUGACAACCCGACGCCCGCCUCUUCGCCGACCCGACGCACCGCUGCGCACCCCGACCUCCUUCUCCCUGAUUCAAGAUCGCAGCAGUGGUCGCGUGACCUCAGAUUGCCCGUCAUGCCUUCCUCGCGCAGCUCUAGCACGGGGCAGGUCAUUGAGUAUCUCCCAGACCGCCUCUAUCUGGCCUCAUACAUUACACCUCCCACAGCCGACACGGUGUUCCCCUACCCCGAGCCAUCUCUCCGUGGAUCACCGUCCAAGCGCUCCCAGCGCGCGGUAGACCCGGCCGCUCAGUCGAAAACCAGCAGACAAGCUCCGUGCUACUUCACCGUCGACGACACGCUUCUGUACAAUGCGUUUCACCACGACUUUGGCCCGCUGCACAUCGGUCACCUGUACCGCUUCGCCCUACAGUUCCAUGAUCUGCUUGGUGCCAAGGAGAACCAGAAUCGCCCAAUUGUCUUCUGGAGCCGGCCAGACGCGCGGAGUCGCGCAAAUGCCUCUUGCUUGUUGGCAUGCUACAUGGUUCUGAUCCAGUCGUGGCCGCCUCAUCUCGCCCUCGCGCCGAUCGCGCAGAUCGAUCCCCCGUUGAUGCCUUUCCGCGAUGCUGGCUACAGCCAGGCAGAUUACGGCUUGACCGUGCAGGAUGUCGUCUACGGUGUCUGGAAGGCCAAGGAGGAAGGCUGCUGCGUUUUGGACAACUUUGACCUCGACGAGUACGAGAGAUUUGAGCGUGUGGAGCACGGAGAUUUCAACUGGAUCACACCUCAUUUCCUGGCUUUUGCCUCACCUCAGCAGACGCCGGUCGCCCGUGUUUCUGAAUCCUCCGAGGCGUUUGAGAGACUUCCCAAGACCAUUGGCGCUGUGAACGCGGAUCCCAUGCUUCCCCAACCAUUCAAGAACGUGCUCAAGCACUUUGUCGAGCGCAACAUUGGGCUGGUGGUUCGGUUGAACUCUCCAUUGUAUUCCCCCUCGUACUUUGAAGCUCUGGGCAUUCAGCAUCUCGACAUGAUUUUCGAGGACGGCACCUGUCCUCCUCUGAGCACCGUUCGGAAAUUCAUCACGCUGGCUCACGAGACUAUCACAGUGAAGAAGAAGGGGAUCGCAGUUCAUUGCAAGGCUGGCUUGGGCCGUACUGGCUGCCUCAUUGGCGCCUACCUCAUAUACCGACACGGCUUUACAGCCAACGAAAUCAUCUCGUUCAUGCGCUUCAUGCGACCAGGCAUGGUCGUUGGCCCCCAGCAACACUGGCUUCACAUCAAUCAGGGCACUUUCCGCCAGUGGUGGAUCGAGGAGCGGCUGGAAAGGAAGCUGAGGAAGGAGUUUGCCUCGAACCCGGCUCCCAGCACUCCGAUUCGGGCAAUGCAGAAGGCGUCGCUGGGCAGAAAUGCUCAGAACUCGACCCCGCCUAACAGAAGCCCCUCGAAUCGGACACCACUCAGCGAGAUGGACUCCGAGCGUCGCAACGCGGGAGUUCAAGAGGACUUCCUUCCUGCUCCUACGCCAGGACAGCCGAGAAAGACCAGCCGGGUCGACCGGCACCACCCGUAUCAGCGCAGCACCAUCCAGACCACGCUUGAGGAGGAGGUUUACGAGCAAGAGACCGAGAUCAUCUCGAUCCACCGCGAGUCAGACAGCAACGGUUCUGAUGAGGAAGCACAUAUCCGCAUGCGCUCUCGUCAACGGGCGUCUCAGUCUCCCGCUCGCAGCGAGAAGAGCCGGUCGAUCAGCCACACCACGACAACAGUCUAUCAAAUUAUCGACAACGAUGCGUCCAACGAUGCCGAGAACAUUGGCAGUGGCCGACCCAAGAGCAUCCCCGAUCAUGUCGGCAGCUCUCCGGUGCGCUCUGCUAGCGCCUCUGGCGUUCUGACAAAGGUUCGUGGCAGCAAGCGCUCCACCGAGUCGAGCCGCACCAAGGAGUCCUCCGGCGUUCGCAAGACAAGUGGACGGGUUGGCAGUGUGAGCGCCAAUCCCAGCGCCGCGUCGACCGUGCGCAAGGUGUCGGCUAUGUAGGGAUGAAGAUCCUUCGGCGGUCGCGCCUGCCGGGGUGGGAGAAUUCGCUUCUUUUGCUGCGUUUUCUUGCAUAUCAUUUUACUUUGAUAAUCUUACGGGCACCCACCACCACUUGACGAUGACGAUAUUCACGACUCACACCCUCUCUGCAUGCACAGGCGUUCUUGGGGUCUCUGCCGAGCGGACUUCCGUGGCGAAGUCAUCCUUGAUGCGGAUUUUUGGGGCAAAAGGGGUGUUUUUGGCGUUUUGGAGUGUGUUUCUGCUUGCAUGGCUUCACGAAAUCUUGUACUGGUUAUGCUUUUUGGCUUCUCCAUGGCACUGUAUUGUAUUUGUCCAGUUUUAAGUCCACCAAUCCGACCUACCCAAUGGUUAGUCAUUCAUGAAGGGCUUGAAAGACCGCAUCCAGGGUGAAGCAGUGACAAUCAAAGGUCGACAUCUCGU